UUGAAGGCAUGGGGACGGGCGGGCGUAGAGGGACGCGGUCCGGGAAGGGCACCGAGGGCGCGGCGACGGCUGCCUCCCCUUGCCUGUACCGUUGUAUCGAGUGCAACCGGGAGGCCCGGGAGCUGUACCGAGACUACAGCCACGGCGUACUCAAGAUAACCAUCUGCAAAUCUUGCCAGAAGCCAGUAGACAAAUACAUUGAGUAUGAUCCUGUUAUUAUCUUGAUUAAUGCCAUUUUGUGCAAAGCUCAGGCCUAUAGGCAUAUUCUUUUCAACACUAAAAUAAAUAUCCAUGGGAAACUCUGCAUGUUUUGUUUGCUUUGUGAAGCAUACCUGAGGUGGUGGCAGCUGCAAGACUCAAGCCAGAGCACAGCCCCCGAUGACUUGAUCCGCUAUGCCAAGGAGUGGGAUUUCUACAGGAUGUUUGUGAUUGCUUCUUUCGAACAAGCUGCCUUUUUUGCUGGCAUUUUUGCAUUCCUAUGGGUAGAGCAGCCCACGACAGCAGAGAAGAAGCCCAACUUCGUCCUGCUCCUGAAAGCACUGCUGCUGUCCAGCUAUGGGAAGCUCCUGCUCAUCCCGGCCGUCAUCUGGGAGCACGACUACACACCCUUGUGCCUCAAGCUCAUCAAAGUGUUUGUCCUGACAUCGAAUUUCCAGGCCAUCAGAGGAGGCACCAUCAACAAACCAAAGAAAUGGUUCCACCCAAGUCUAAUUCCGGGAAUCGGGAUCACUGAUAGGAACACGUCAAUUUCCUAGGCAUCUGUACCACCCAGGGAAGUCUCCUGGUGCAUCCUGGCGAGGGAUGGGGCCUUGUGAACCUCUCCCAUGCCUGAGUAUAGGCCUAUCUCACAUGCGUAGCUGCUGGGAGUUGAGGACACGGCAGUGUCGUGCCUGGACACUGCCGUGGGAUGGGAUCCCACGAAAAUCCUGUCAGACAUGGUCCUUUUCCACUAUGAUGUGGGAAACUUCAAGAGGAAGGUGGGCAUCGAAGAGGAUCCUUAUGGAGUUGGAUAGUCAUUUGGGCAAGAAACUGCUCUUGCCUGGACUGUUACAUAAACUGGACACAGAGAACCCGCAGAGAGAGGACUGCUGAACUUGCCUAAAGGUGAGAUGGUCUUUUGGGGUUCCUGCUUCAUGAAAGAGUCUGCGAGACAUUCUGCAGGACACAGCAGAAAAUGACUGAACUGUCUUUGGAAUUCCCUACUUGAUGAAAAUGUCUGCUGGAAACUAUGGGCCUGUAGGCCGAAGAUGGAUGCCCCAACGGUACAAAAGAACUUUGGGUGACUGUCCAGGCAGCAAGAUGUCUCUGUCGUUUA
Alexandromys fortis (reed vole) is the source of this 1315-nucleotide messenger RNA. It is a transcript of the gene Arv1, whose product is annotated as ARV1 homolog, fatty acid homeostasis modulator. Gene Ontology annotation, biological process: sphingolipid metabolic process; intracellular sterol transport; sterol metabolic process. The record is from RefSeq and is a predicted model, not a curated record. The transcript has 5 exons. The coding region runs from base 9 to 755 and encodes 248 amino acids. Lineage: Eukaryota; Metazoa; Chordata; Mammalia; Rodentia; Cricetidae. Gene Ontology annotation, cellular component: Golgi apparatus; cortical endoplasmic reticulum.